AUGACCAUCUCAUACAAGACCGGCAAAGUCGCCAUCGUUGGCGUGGGCUACGUUGGAGAGUCCCUCCUUCGCGAGUUCAGCUCUGUCCAUCCGACCAUAGGCUUCGACAUCUCCGAGUCUCGCAUGAAGUACCUGCGCUCACAGUAUGGUGAGGACAAGAACAUCACCCUCACCUCGGACGAGUCGAUGCUUGAGAAGGCUGAACACUUCCUCAUCUCGGUGCCGACGCUCAUGAAGCCCGAUCACUCGGUCGACAUGUCUUUCAUCAAGUCGGCAUUGUCGACCGUCUUUCGUCAUGCAAAGACUGGAAGCACGAUUGUCAUUGAAAGCACCGUCUCCGUUGGCACCACUCGCCAACUCUUCUCCUCUGUCCAACAUCUCUUCAACUGCGGCAUGUCUCCAGAGCGUGUCGAUCCGGGACGCACGUUCCCAGCACCCCACGACAUUCCCAAGGUGAUCUCGGGGCUCACACCAAAGGCACUCGACAUCAUCACGACACUCUACUCUUCUGUCUAUAACCAUGUGGUGCCCGUGUCAACGCCCGAGGUUGCAGAGAUGACAAAAUUGUUUGAGAACUGCUACCGCAUGAUCAACAUUGCCUACGUCAACGAAGUCAGCGACGCAUGCCGGACGUUGGGUCUCAACCCCAACGAGGUCAUUGACGCUGCUGCCACCAAACCAUAUGGCUUCCAGGUCUUCCGUCCCGGUAUAGGCGUCGGUGGUCACUGCAUCCCCGUCAAUCCUUCCUAUCUGCUCCAGUCAUGCCCCGACUUACCGAUCCUGGAACACUCGACCAAACUCAUGAGGAAUCGGCCGGCCAAACUGGCUCGAGAACUGUACGAGCAUUGCUUGUCGACAAAGUUUGCUUUGACAGAUCUUCGCCCAAGGGUCCUUGUAAUCGGCGUCGGCUUCAAACCAGGACAGUCUGUGCUCUCGCACUCACCUGGUCUUGAUUUCGCCACUGAACUCAACAAUCUGGGCUGCGAUCGUCUUGCUUUCUACGACCCUCUUGUGUCUGGCGAGGCCGUUCCAUGGAUGGAGAAGCUCGAGGAUGACGCAUUCACCCCGACGGAUCUCGUGUCCGAGUUUGAUGUCAUUGCCAUCUGCACAAGGCAACAUGGUGUCGACUUUCAACUAUUGGACAAUCUGCCAGAGAACAUGGUCUGGUCUUAUGACUAG
Messenger RNA from Exophiala spinifera, 1179 nucleotides. RefSeq lists its product as uncharacterized. The coding region runs from base 1 to 1179 and encodes 392 amino acids. The record is from RefSeq and is a predicted model, not a curated record. The transcript has a single exon. Gene Ontology annotation, biological process: polysaccharide biosynthetic process. Lineage: Eukaryota; Fungi; Ascomycota; Eurotiomycetes; Chaetothyriales; Herpotrichiellaceae. Gene Ontology annotation, molecular function: oxidoreductase activity, acting on the CH-CH group of donors, NAD or NADP as acceptor; oxidoreductase activity, acting on the CH-OH group of donors, NAD or NADP as acceptor; NAD binding.